CUGCAGUAUGUGAUGUGAUCUACGUAUGUACAUAUAAUUGUUCAUCACAUUUACAUCUGGCUUCUUGCAUGUAAUUAUUUAUUAUAGACACAGGAUUUAAAGUGAACGAAUUUUCAUAAAACUUGGAAAUUUUAAUAAAUAAUAUUAAAUAUGAUUAGUCUCACGUUGGUGGGAUGUUUUCUGUUGGGUGUGUUGGCAUAUUUGCUAAUCAGUAAACGGUUAAAUAAACCAAAACUUAAGGGGAAAUUACCACCAGGGCCACCCGGUCUUCCGCUGUUGGGAAAUCUACUCCAAAUGAAUAAGAAAGUUCCCUUCAUGACAUUUGUAGACUGGGCGAAGGACUAUGGAGAUAUUUACUCGUUUAAGAUGGGAAACUCUGUAUCCUACGUGAUUAGCGAUCCUACUUGGGUCAAGGAGCUGUUCUCGCAAGAUGCGGCUUUCGCUGGACGAAUGUAUAUCGGGGACAUGGUAGAUUUAUACAAGGAUGGAACAAUGCAUGGAAUCAUCAACACAAACGGGGACCAUUGGGAACAACUCCGAAGAUUUACUCUCCGUCAGUUACGAGACUUUGGGUUUGGCAAGAGCACAAUGGAAACCUUGAUAAUGGACGAACUUAAGGAAAUCUUGGACUGGGUGAAGGACCAUGAAGCCGAAUCGGUGGGAAACAUCAAGGAAAAAAUGACCAUUGCCGUUAUCAACUCGCUAUGGACGAUCCUAAGUGGACAUCGGUACAAGCAUGAUGACCCUGCCCUGCAAAAACUCACGUCAACCGUCACCUCAGUUCUGGAAGACAUUGCCGGAAGUGGAGGUCUCGUAAUAAUGGCACCCUGGCUCAAGUACAUCAUUCCAGAAUGGUCUGGAUAUAACGCGUUUCGCCGAGUGCUGGAAAAAUUCCGGGUCAUGUUCACCGCUGCGGUGGACGAACAUAAGCAAUCGUAUUCAGAAGACUUUCAACGAGAUUUUAUCGACGUGUUCCUCAAAGAAAUUAAGACAUGUGAAGAUGUAGAUUCCGCCUUUUUUGGGGAACUUGGAGAGAAACAAUUGGUGGCUGUAAUCGCGGACUUAUUUAUGGCGGGUUCCGACACGACGUCAACCACGUUGGAUUGGACUUUCCUCUACUUAUCCACUUUCCCCGAGGCACAGAAAAAACUUCAGAAAGAACUUGAUACCGUUAUUGGAGACUCGAGACUUUGUGGGUUGUCCGAUAGGCCAAACCUUCCAUACACCGAAGCACUUCUCGCCGAGAUUAUGAGAUACUCCUCCAUCACCCCCAGCGGAGUGGGUCAUCGUGCCAUGGCGGAUCGGGAAUUUAAGGGUUAUGCAAUUCCCAAAGACACGUCACUCCUCGCCAACUUGUAUCAUAUUCAUUUCAACCCUAAAAUUUGGGGAGAUCCGGAAAAUUUCCGCCCCGAGAGGUUUCUCAGCCCUGAUGGCAAGACGUUCAAAAAGCAUGAAGCCCUCCUCCCAUUUCUCGUCGGAAAGAGGCAAUGUGCCGGCGAAACCUUGGCAAGGGACACGCUAUUCCUCUACACCACCAACAUUUUCCACAGAUUCCAAGUUAAAUUCGAUCCAAAGGAUGGCAAUGCGAAUCCAGGAAUAAAACCGAGACCGGGAUUUAUGCUGAAUCCGAUGGCGUAUAAAGUCGUGUUUAAGGAUCGACAGGCAUAAAGUUUGAAAAGUUAUUGAAAUUCUAUAUAUCUAAAUUUAUUUGAUCAGAAAUAGAAAAUAUCUGGUAAACAAAAUAAAAAUAAGCAAAUGCUUUUACUCCAAAAUUUCCUCGCUAAAUCGUUUUUUUUGUUUGAAAUUUUGACGUAAAGGAAUUUGCUUAUUUUUAUGCAAGACCCAUUCAAUUUAAAAGAAUCAAAGUAAAUGCAAACUAGUUUAAUAUGCAUGAUGAAUAUUUUUGCUUUCAUUUAUUUAUUGUGCAAUAUUCCGUCAAGUGUAAUAAUCUCUUGUAAUUCCCGACAUAGGGGCUUUAUAUAAUCUUUAUGUAAUCCUCAAUAGGUUUUAAUCCACUAUUUUACCUAUGUAUGCAUAUGACCUUGUUUUGUUUUUCUGUUUAUCUUGCUUGGCUCAAUUCAACUUUCUCCUCUAAUAAACAAACUAUGUAACUGAA
Folsomia candida is the source of this 2116-nucleotide messenger RNA. RefSeq names its product methyl farnesoate epoxidase-like. Bases 151 to 1668 code for a protein of 505 amino acids. Gene Ontology annotation, cellular component: cytoplasm; intracellular membrane-bounded organelle. Lineage: Eukaryota; Metazoa; Arthropoda; Collembola; Entomobryomorpha; Isotomidae. The transcript has 8 exons. Gene Ontology annotation, molecular function: iron ion binding; heme binding; oxidoreductase activity, acting on paired donors, with incorporation or reduction of molecular oxygen, reduced flavin or flavoprotein as one donor, and incorporation of one atom of oxygen. Gene Ontology annotation, biological process: xenobiotic metabolic process. The record is from RefSeq and is a predicted model, not a curated record.